AACGGGUCGUGUGGAGAUGCUGUCAAAUAUCACCUGCAAAGUCUUCUACAAACCUUCGUUGAACAAAAGUGACGUCAACAUCUCGGGCGUACUGACUUACGAACAUUUGCAGGUUCUGGAAGUUAAACGGGAUGUGUUAAAGAAAGGUCACGGACGAUUCCUGCCAACCCUGAACACCAGUCAGAAAAUUGAGAUUUUGUACUUAUAUAAAGUAGCUGCUGCGGCCCUGGACUCUGUUGGUGUGAAACAUUUCUUGGUGUCUGGGACUUUGUUAGGCUUGAGCAGACACAAGGGUUUCGUCCCCUGGGACGAUGACGUGGACAUAUCAGUCAGUCUCGACUCCUGGAAACGGGUCGAGGAGACAUUGUCUUGUAUACAAGGCUUCACGUUAUACAAAUAUGGUACCUUUCAUUGGAAGUUUCACUACAGUAAUUUGACAUUUCCGUUUGUAGAUAUUUUCUUCUACAGAAUGGACGAAUCCUACGUGUGGGCCGCUACACUUUAUAUCAGAACAACAUUUAUUUACCCCACGAGAAUGGUAUUUCCUUUGGGCGAGUCCAUUUUUGAGGGCAUGAUGGUUCCCGUGCCCAGAUUCGGUCUCGAUAUAUCGAGAAGAAUAUACGAGUAUGACGUAUGUUUAGUUCAUCAAGGACACAUACAACGUAACAUAACCUUAUUAGACGGUUAUCCUGAGGGGUACUCUCUAACGAGGUCACCAUGCAAGGACUUAGCAUACAUGUACACGUUUCUUAACAUUAACUUACCAAGUGAUUGUCUUUAAUUCAUAUUUAUUCGUCCAUUCUUUUA
Molecule: messenger RNA, 807 nt
Organism: Lymnaea stagnalis (great pond snail)
Lineage: Eukaryota; Metazoa; Mollusca; Gastropoda; Lymnaeidae
Source: the annotation of a GenBank genome assembly